AAUGAGCACGGCCUCGCUCAGUUCCUGCAAGGAAAAGGUGCCAGCCGCAAAGUCAUUGCUGGCAUAAUAUCCCGUUAUCCCCGAGCCAUCACUCGCUCCAUUGAACACUUGGAACAACGCUGGCAGCUGUGGAGAAACAUCUUCCAGACAGACGCAGAAAUCAUAAGCAUCCUGGAUCGCUCACCUGAGUCGUUUUUCCGCUCCAGUGAUAACGACAACUUGGAAAAGAACAUCAAUUAUCUGGUCUCACUGGGACUAAAUGCCAAAGACCUCCACCGGCUGCUGACCACAGCACCGCGGACAUUCUCCAACAGCUUAGAGCUCAACAAGCAAAUGGUGGAGUUUCUGGAAGAUAUCUGCACAGAGCUCGGUGGAAGUAACCCAGAGCAGUUUGCAAAAAUGGUCAUUACAAGAAAUCUUUACAUUCUAAUCAGAAGCACUAAGAGAGUCAAGACAAACAUCGACAACCUGAAAGCAUCACUUAAGUUGAGUGAUUCAGAACUGCUGGCUCUUCUUCAAGGCCACGGGGCAGAAAUUCUGGACCUUUCCAACGAGUACCUGAAAAAGAAUUUCAACAGCCUGGAGCAGAAGAUGACCGUACUUGGCUGUCGGAAAGCUGAUGUUAAAAAACUGAUCAUCAACUAUCCGAUGAUUCUCUACAUUGGGCCUGACACUCUGAGCUCUAAACUAGACUGUCUUUUAAAAGGAGGAAUAACAAUGAAGCAGAUACUGGAAAAGCCCAAAGUUUUGGACUACAGCACACAAAACAUUACAGGGCGACUAGAGGAACUGAGAAGGGUGGGCUAUGACUUCCAGAAGAAUGGCAUCAACAUCCUCGAUUCAAGUCGAAAGCGGUUUGCCGCAAAAAUAGAAAAACUUUCUGCCUCACCAGAAGAAUGAGUGUAGCUUGCUGCCUGUCAGACAGUGUUGGCUGAUACCUUUUCAUCUUUUUGACUUAAGAAUAAUCAGGUUUCAUGUUCAGAGAUAGUAUGAUUGAGCUCUUUUAAUAUCCCAAACUUAAUUUCAGUAUUGAAAUCUAAACAUUGUGCCUGUGAUAUUCUUCUAGUCUCACAGAAGUAAUUAAAGCAGUAAAAAUAAUAAGUUGAAGGUCUGGGGACAUGGAAUUACAUUUGAAGCUAAUGAGUAAAAGAAAAUUGUCAGUGGAUUACCCAUUAUGUAAUGUUUCAGCUCAAAUACCAGGUGUUUUAAUCCAUCAAUACAUAAAUAUGCUGUCUUGAAAUAAAAAAAAAAUGCAA
Molecule: messenger RNA, 1256 nt
Organism: Neolamprologus brichardi
Lineage: Eukaryota; Metazoa; Chordata; Actinopteri; Cichliformes; Cichlidae
Source: RefSeq, a predicted model, not a curated record